GAUGCAUCACGCGCAGCUUGAACGUUUGACGCUGGCUGGCUCUGCUAUGUCUCCGCGACUGGACGUCUGCUAUCUGUGCAACCGGAGGAGGCGCCUCUUGUGCGUCUCUCAUACAGGAAUGUAGCGUAGAAAAGGCUAUCGAUAUGGCUGCAAACCAAGCAAUCGGGAGUAAGAAGGGAAAGGGGCCCCCUUUCCGAAGCCACUCGUUUUCGGAGUACAGUUACAGUAGCUUUGGCCACGUGACGGCAGAUGGCAACACGGUAUCAAUGGCGAACCAGCCUACCCAAGAUGAGCCAAGUUCGCUAUCGCAGCGUCGGACCGUCGACUUGAGCGCAUGCUUAGGACUCUGUUGUGAAAGCGUUAUUGCAAAGAAGUCUGAUUUUCUACGCAAAAUGCCAAACAUCAAAGUGUUCGCCGGAUCGUCCCACGUCGAACUGGCACAGAAAGUCGUCGACAGGUUAGGCAUCGAGUUGGGCAGAGUGGUGCUGAAGAAGUUCAGCAAUCAAGAAACUUGCGUGGAAGUCGGAGAAAGUGUGCGUGGAGAAGAUGUGUACAUCAUACAGAGUGGUUGUGGAGAAGUCAACGACAAUCUCAUGGAGCUGCUCAUCAUGAUCAAUGCCUGCAAGAUCGCAUCGGCAUCUCGUGUUACGGCAGUGAUACCGUGCUUUCCAUAUGCAAGGCAAGACAAGAAAGAUAAGAGUCGAGCACCCAUCUCAGCCAAGCUGGUAGCGAACAUGCUCUCAGUAGCUGGAGCAGACCACAUCAUCACAAUGGACCUUCACGCUUCACAGAUUCAGGGAUUUUUCGACAUUCCUGUGGACAACCUGUACGCCGAACCAGCGGUGCUCAAGUGGGUCCGCGAGAAUAUCCCUGAAUGGCGAACGAGCAUCAUUGUGUCCCCUGAUGCUGGGGGGGCUAAGAGGGUGACUGCAAUUGCUGACCGUCUGAACGUUGAGUUUGCCCUGAUUCACAAGGAGAGAAAGAAGGCCAACGAAGUGGCCAGCAUGGUGCUGGUCGGUGAUGUCAAAGAUAGAGUUGCCAUUUUGGUCGAUGACAUGGCUGACACAUGCGGGACCAUCUGUCAUGCUGCUGACAAGCUAAUGGAAGCUGGUGCCAGCAAAGUUUACGCGAUCUUGACCCACGGCAUCUUUUCGGGUCCCGCAAUUUCUCGAAUCAACAAUGCCUGCUUUGAAGCUGUUGUCGUUACCAAUACAAUUCCACAAGACCAGCACAUGAAGGAAAGCACCAAGGUUCAGUGUAUCGACGUAUCCAUGAUACUUGCAGAAGCCAUACGCAGGACUCACAACGGAGAAUCUGUUUCCUACCUGUUCAGUCAUGUACCCAUGUAACAAGGUACCCCAUCCCCCCCUCCCCACUUCCUCAUCCCCCUUUCCCUUCACCCCCAUCUAAUGGCAGUAGCUCUUACAACAGGUUCUUUUGAAAUGUAGAUGUCAUGUGAUUUUUUUUUUUUUUCGUUCUCUUCUUUUAGCAUGCUGAAAAUGUGACAAACGAUACGGUCUUAUUUUCGAGUCGAGUUAAUGAUGUGCGACAUGCACUGUGCAGAAAAUUUGUGUGACCAUAGAUCUUUUAAUCGGGAUAUCGCUACCAGGAUCCACAGUUUCCUUUUUUCUCCUGCUUCUCAUCUUCGUCAAGAAUGUGUCAUAGCACUGAAGCACCAUGGUAGCACGAGAAACUGAGAAAUAGCACAUGGCUCGCUCACUAUGUUCAUAGUGUGUUGGUAUGCACAGGUUGCCAUGGAUGUUUCAUGUGAAGUGAUCAUCGAGUGUCCUACAUAAAAGGGUGUAAUCGAAUAUUUUUAAGUACUACUUUGUAUUACUGAUAUACGCAACCAUCAAAAGUUUUGACACCUGUGGUACAAGCCGCUACACACAUAAGUGAACUAUCCAGUAAAAUUUGGGUAACCAACACUUACAUUGUCAAUAUAUUGUCCUCUCACGGUUCUGGACAUAUUUUUUCAGGGUGUUUCUAAGGGACUCCUAUGCUAUUGCCGAGUGCAUCUUCCCAUUACUUUGCCCCAUUACUUUCUUCCCAUUAAACAAAUUUGAGCCGCAAAGAUGCCACACUGCAUUUAAAUGAUGCUAAUAGUACAUGAAAGUGCCAUUACGUUAUUGUGUGACAACAAUAUUUAGCUCACACUUAGUGUGAUUCACGUGCGACUGAUCGAUGGCCGACGUUUCCUCAAAAGUGAUUCCCUAUAUUGCUGUUGCUUAUCAUAGAUUUCCUUGCAGACUGUUUUUUACUUGUUAAAUUUUAAGGGGAUUAAAGUUGACUAAGUAAGAAGUUGUUUGAUAUUUCCUGCUGUCCAGCUAACUUUUGAAACUCCUCUGGUGGAUAGUGCUGUGAUAAUGAUAGCAAACGUUAUGUACCAGGAGGGGUUGCAGAGUCAACUGGCAACGAGAGAAAAAAAAAAAGAGUCAUCAGUUCAUUGUUUCAGUAUGACCCUUUUAUUUUCUGUUGUCACUUCUCCAUUAUAUAACUACAGGGUUAGUCUAUAGAUAGUCAUCAUAAAAAUAGAAGACUGGGUUUAGCCUUCCCCAAACUUUGAAGACUGAUAGCCAUUUGUCUGAAGUUUUAUUGGAAUUUUUUUGUAAGCACUAUGGUCAUGUAGAAAGAAAAUUAAAAAUCAAGCAAAAUCUUGCCCCGUGCAUUUUCAAUGGCCUAUCUCGCGCAAACACCGCCAUUUUUUCUUGUGUCUGCUUCACAUUUACAUCACCUCACACAUGUGGCGCUGCCUAGAACGAUGUGACGUGUCCAUUCUGACGUUAUGCACCAAUCCUCUUCUUCUGUAUGUUGACGCCACCGGUGUGUGGUGAAAUGAAAUUGAAGCGCACACAGGAGAAAAUGGCGGCUUUUGAGUGCGAUUGGCCAUAGAAAAUGCAUAGAGUGAGAUUUUGCUUGCUUUUUAGUUUUUCUUCUACAGGACCAUAACGCUCACAAAAAAUUCCAACAAAACUUCAGACAAACGGCUAUCGGUCUGUGAAGUUCGGGGUUGGCUAAAGCCCGUCUUAUAUUUUUACGAUGCAGUCGAAAUGCGUAACGUUUGCUAGACUAACCCUGUAGAAUAGAAAUUCACGUGAAUCACACUUGUAGCUCUAAGCUGAGCAUUAUGUGUACUGGUUAAUCCUUGAAUCAUUUUAUUGUACGUAGAAGGCUUUUCAUGUUAACAUUCAGAAACGGGAUACUGCAUGUGCACACUCUGAAUGUUGCAGCAUGUGAAAUAUUUUACGACAAAGCAGACAAAAAAUACUGAAAAAAAAAGUAUAUAUACAGUGUAUGUUUUGUUUCUGAUGUUUCAGAUUAUAGAUGUUACACAAUUUUUCAGUGAAGCAAUUUGUAGAAAUUACCAAGGUAUGCCUCUGGCCCCUGUACUUCAAGAUAUGCCUUUGUAAGGGAUUGGCAUACGAGGUAGAAAGUGAGCAGCUUUACGUUCGAGUGCCAUUCUUUUAGAGACGACUGUUUUUCAUGCAUUCCAAGACAGUGAAGUGCAACGACAGCUAGUAAUGUUGACUUCCUGGAAUAAAGAGUUUUAAUGAC
Ornithodoros turicata is the source of this 3555-nucleotide messenger RNA. RefSeq names its product ribose-phosphate pyrophosphokinase 2 (gene Prps). The record is from RefSeq and is a predicted model, not a curated record. The transcript has 7 exons. NCBI's taxonomy places the organism in Eukaryota, Metazoa, Arthropoda, Arachnida, Ixodida, Argasidae. The coding region runs from base 144 to 1349 and encodes 401 amino acids. Gene Ontology annotation, biological process: purine nucleotide biosynthetic process; ribonucleoside monophosphate biosynthetic process; 5-phosphoribose 1-diphosphate biosynthetic process. Gene Ontology annotation, molecular function: magnesium ion binding; ATP binding; ribose phosphate diphosphokinase activity. Gene Ontology annotation, cellular component: cytoplasm; ribose phosphate diphosphokinase complex.